AUGUGGAUCUUGAGGGUUUUCUCGUCCGUCGUCUUUUUAACGUCAAUCAUCCUUAGCAUACCACUGGCAUUCGACGUCGGCGGGCGGGCUUGCGGCCUUGCAUUCUCCCUCUCAAUCGCCUCCUUUUACUUCUCAUACUCCAUCCUACGAUUAGCGACUCCAGAGAAGUCACGACAUCGCUAUAUCUUGGUCCAACUCGUCGCUUGGACACAAUGGGCGGUGUUGCCCACUCUCUUGAUAUGGUCAUUGAACCGAUUCUCAGUCGAGCCCGUCGAUAACAGUAGUUGGGUCGAGAGGACGUUCAGCGGGAAAAGAGCACAAGAUACGUCAGUAUGGGAAUGGAUUUUCGGGCCCGAUGGCCUGGCAGAGACAGCGACUGUGGGAAGCUGGGAUAAGAUGCUCAGAUGGUCAACCCCGGUGUUCCAGCUAUGCGAGGGAUUCUGCAGCCUUUUGGUCAUUCAAGCGGCAGGCCAGAUUACCAGGUGGCUUGUCAAUAGGGGAGGGAGGAGCGACAGCUGGAUGAUCGGCUUGCUUGUCAUGUCUGCAUCGGUGAUCUCGAGCUCAGUAUACUUCCUCUGGAGGGUCACUCGUUUUCCGGAGAUCGGUAACGUCGAUGCCACUCUUAUCGGCAUAACAGUCACCUGCGCAGUUUUCCUCUGUACUUGGGGUAUCGGCAGCGGGAAAGGAAAUCCUGUCGAAAGUUCGCUACUAUUCGCAUAUAUCGUUCUGUGUCUCUACCAGAUCUUCACCGACUACCAACCCACUCAUCCUGUCGAGCCACUACCCCCUCCAGCUCAAGCAGCGGAUUUUCCUCCAUUCCCGCCAAUAAUCAUGGCUUCGUACACCACGCUAUUACAGGCUCUAUCAGUUUUGCCUUCUGCAAUACCUGCAGCCUUCAAUUUCAUCAUUGCAGCCCUGAGUACCAUCACUCCGUCCGUGAUCAUCUCACUUGCUUAUCGCCUUUUCGUUCUCUACGCCUCCACUCGUAUAAUACCGGCUGUCCGUGAAUCUGGAGCGCGCGCACUGUCCCAAGAAGCGUCCCUUGAGGACUCAGAUGGCGCAGGCCAGAUCCUCGGAUUGCUAAGCUGGUUUAGUCCCAGCAUCCUGAUUGCUGUCUACACUAGCCUGCUAAUGCAACACUUUGCAUCGACAAGCGGAGAUGGCGGCGACGGUGACUGGUGGACCAGCCAAGGAGGUGAUGCUGGAGGCAGCUUUUGGAGAUGGGUCAAUGUCGCAGCGACUAUGGGGAUGUAUGCCCUGGAAUUGUACCUUGGGAAAGAGGAUCUUGACGGAGGAUUGACCACGCACUGGAAAUCCGACUGA
Letharia columbiana is the source of this 1323-nucleotide messenger RNA. RefSeq lists its product as uncharacterized. The transcript is spliced from 2 exons. Lineage: Eukaryota; Fungi; Ascomycota; Lecanoromycetes; Lecanorales; Parmeliaceae. Bases 1 to 1323 code for a protein of 440 amino acids. The record is from RefSeq and is a predicted model, not a curated record. Gene Ontology annotation, biological process: endoplasmic reticulum inheritance; septin ring assembly. Gene Ontology annotation, cellular component: endoplasmic reticulum membrane; cortical endoplasmic reticulum; perinuclear endoplasmic reticulum.